Molecule: messenger RNA, 1921 nt
Organism: Truncatella angustata
Lineage: Eukaryota; Fungi; Ascomycota; Sordariomycetes; Amphisphaeriales; Sporocadaceae
Exons: 2
Coding region: 334-1755 (473 amino acids)
Molecular function (GO): zinc ion binding
Source: RefSeq, a predicted model, not a curated record
GCAAUUAAUUAUCGCUAGUGGUGCAUACACUUACAGUACAGUACAUACCUCACCUAGCGUGAGAGCGUUGACGCUGCAAUGGCGCCGCUUAUGACGUCCUCAGGGCCCAUUUUAUAGGUUUGGUUGAUCUACUGUAGCAGCCUCGGCCAAGCAGGCAAGCAUCUCAGCAAACAAACAAACCAACGAACGAACGAACGAACGGUGGUUCAUCGCCAGUCUGCUCUCAACCCGUUUUCUUCUUAUCCCUCGACAGUUGCAACUGCGCAUCACCUCGACAACCAUAAUAGCACGUUAUAAUGAAGCCUUGUUCGUUGCGAUAGACACAUCUUCGACAUGUCGCUGCCGACCUCGCCAGUCGAUGCUGGCGCAUCCAGCUACCCAGACAAUCCUGCGCCAACGUUACACACUCCUGAUAAUCGUGAUGAGACGGCGAUAACUUCUCUACCAAACGAAGUAACCGACGACGACGACACCCAUCGAUGUUUUAUAUGCCUGACGGACGAGCCAGAUGCGAACCUACCCACAGACUGGGUAACGCCCUGCCAAUGCAGUCUCGAAGGACAUCACUCGUGCCUGCUCACAUGGGUCGCAGACCUUGAGGCGCAGGGAAAGGCAGUCAAAUGUCCACUUUGUAAAUCCAAGAUUGAAGUCCUCGAUCGAUGGGAUCCGGCUGUACAGCUGAGCGAUACAAUAACUCGUUAUCUUUCCGGGUUUUCACCCAUGAUCCUAUUGAGCUUUGGUGUCGGCGGUGUCAUCAUGAGCAGCGCCCUCUACGGAAUGCAGGCGCUCGAAACUUUCGCAGGGCCCGAGGCCGCCAUAAGAUAUAUAUUUGUGGAACCUGAAGCCGAUAGCUACCUAGACGUCGUCCUUGGAAGAUUACGGAAAGCUUUGCCGGCCCUCAUACCAGAUAAUGCGGCUGCUGCCCAAGAGAUGCUAGGUAGACAGAAUAUUUCUGUCAAUGGAGGGGCUACUGUUGAUUGGGUACACUUUCUAAGCCUCACUCUUGUGGCACCAGCGCUCAUAAUGAACCGUAUGCCACUCUCGGAGGCGAUUAUGGUGCCUACCUCGCUCAUGUACGCCAUGUUUCUAAGUGAUCACAAAACGGACCUCCUGGCAUGGCCCCCAUCGGGACAAAAGGCGCUGCUAGCGUUCCCUGUGGCUAGAGCUUUCUACUUCCGCCUGCAUCGAGCUGCAUCUCGAAAUCUGGACCGGAGGUUAGCGGCUGCAACAGCAGCAGCAUUUAUUCAGGAAGGAGAGCCUGCUGCGCCAGCAGCGCCUCGAGGAGGUGAUCAUCCCGCUCCAGAGGAGGACGACGAAGAAGGUCACCACCUCAUCGAUAUUAAUUUUGACCUGAAUCUCGGCGAUGGCCACGGUGAAGAUGAUGUUGCGGAGCCUGCACUUGCAAACCAGGCACAAGACAACAACGCGGCACCUGUACGGCCAAAUCGAGGAAUUGGUGGGAUCUCAGCUAUUCUCAACUAUCUAGCUGGUGCACUCAUGUGGCCCACAGUAUCAUACGGGGCGGGAAGCCUACUACGUUUAGCAUUGCCGGCUUCCUGGGUGACCAAACCGCGGUCUGGUCCUAUCACGGGUAUAUUACAAGAAAGAUGGGGUCGAAGUCUAGUCGGAGGGUGUCUCUUCGUUGUUUUGAAGGACGCUUUCUUUCUCUAUGUCAAAUGGCGGAACACUCUAAAUAGGCAACACAGGCGAAUAAGGAAUGUUGAAAGGAGGGCGCGUCAAGAACAAGCGAUAUAACUACAUCACCCAUGGCCUAUUGUAGGAGGAACAGGUGUAUCUGAUCAAGAAGGAAGUCAAUCUAGCGAGCGAGUAUUGGUCUUUCUCUUUGCAUGUACUGAGAUGGUGAUAAUGAGCACUGGGCUUCGUGAGACGGUUAUGAGUACUAAUGCAUUUCGUGUCAUCA